Molecule: messenger RNA, 5449 nt
Organism: Electrophorus electricus (electric eel)
Lineage: Eukaryota; Metazoa; Chordata; Actinopteri; Gymnotiformes; Gymnotidae
Source: RefSeq, a predicted model, not a curated record
CGGCCGCAUGAGAAUUAAGCGGAAAAGAUCUACUCUGGCUCUCCUGGGCUGGUGUCUGACAUCCCUGGAUUAAGAGGAACUACGUCUGGCACAAGUGUCUACGUGAUCAGCCUGUGAGUCUUAGGCUGGAAACAAAGGUUUGUUGAGGACAGAGUCCACUGGGCUCUGUGUGGAUCUGGGCCCAGGGCCUGUGUCGUAGGAGCGCCACACAUAAAUCAGUCUGAACUGAGCAAAAUGUUUGGGUUGGGCCUUGGUGCCUCAAGAGACCAGCAAUAAAUAAAUAGUUUUAAAAGUAUUUUAAAAGUCACAAGCAAGACAUUACUGUCAGUAUGUGGCUGGAAAACCAAUGUUAGUUGAUACUUUCAGGGUUCCUCCUUAAACUCUGGGCUGCGAACAAGAUGCUGGCUUUUGCACUUAAAUCAUACCUACAGUGUGCAUGCUGGCCUGGAUUCUGUGCUAGAAGCAUUAAUGUUUACACUAAUCUGACGACGGUGGAAGAGCUGAUAUCCAGUAAAAAAACAAAACAAAACAGUGUUUAUUUAACUCCUGUUGAGUUUAUAGGAGCCUUCUCUGGCAAGAGAGUUGGUAAGUAAGUACAUUUGGAACAAAGUAGCCAGAUGCAAUUGUGAGCUGCACCCAGUGGAAUUAAUGGAAUUAGAUUAAUGGAGGAUUUGGAGGACCAAAAGGGAAGGAUUACUGAUGACAUGUUGAAAUGAUAAAUAACCAAUGACUAGAUAAAUUCUAUGCAGCAACUUGUACUGAUAUUUCUCAGGCAUUUAUUUAGCUGCCCCUUGAUACAGGAAUGCCUUAGAAAUGCUUCCAUAUACACCACUGUCCCAGUCUUACACCAUCCAAGAAAAUGUCAACAAAGCUGUGACAAAUCAGCGCAGGUGGUGUAAAGGGUGCUACAGUGAAUUCUGCUGCAUGUGCUCGUUUGACUUUGGCAGUUCCUGAUAUUUUCCUGGUCCAAGUGAUCUCACCCAGUUCCCUGUGUGUUGAGGGUGUGGCUUAUUUCUUCCUAGUCUGAAAGAUUUCAGAGUCAAACCUAACGGAGAAGUGUGGCAACCAAACCUAUGUUUUUCUAGCUAUGUCACAAGACAAUAAUGCUAUUAAAAAAAUCAUUUUGCUGUCAUCUACUCUCCCAAAGUCUUAGGCCACCAUAGAAAAUUUCAACCAAGCUGUUAAUCAGGGCAGGUAGUUUUUUGCUCAAAAAAUCAUGUGAGUAUUUAUUUCUGUUUUUACAUGCAAAUUAACAUGUACUGAUAACUUAUUUUGGUACUGUGCACUUGCAGAUGCUGUCUGUCAUUUUACGUGAUACAUUUGAGAUUUCAUAUUUGGUAAUGGUAAAGCAGAAAUCAUCUGCCAUCUUUGGGAGAGUUUGGGUUUAUGAAGGGCAGAAGAGGAGGGGUACCAUAGCUGCAAGGAGCAAUAUAUCCCUCCCCAGUCUGUCUCUCUGUUUAUUAUAGUUUCAAUCAAGGACACACUAUUUCUCCAUUUGUGAAAAGAUAUUACAUUCACAAUCUUUCUCUCUUUUGCUGGACUUCAGAAAAUCACCAGCACUAACCAGCUACCCACAGGGGCCCCACUGGGAUCCGGUCUCAAAGAAAACAGUUCAUGACAGAUUUCCUGCUGCAAUAUAUACAGUCACUAAACAUAUACUAGUACUAGUAUUUCCUUCACGCAGAUCCAUUUAUUCCUAUCUGGCAUUUAAAAGGGGGCAUUGUAUGAAGCUCGAUAAGCCACAAAUGUAUGGUUAUACAAUCCCAAUGGUUUGGGCAUAGGGUUGCCCAGGAGUUUGGGCUAUGAUCAUUAUCAUGAUUAGACUGCAGUCAGUUUAUGUUACCCAUCCUUAAGCCUAAAAUGAAUGUCCAGUCAACAGCAGACUCGGUGCUGAGUGCAUUGCCCCCUUUAGUCAUGUCCCAUUUCACGAUGAUCUGUCCACACUGGAGGAGUUGUAGUUAAUGCUGAUAUCAGAUUAAGCUUGAUUUAUAUGUAUUAACCAAGCAUUUGCUACAAUAACCCUGAGCCUCUAUCAACUACUGAGUAGCAGCUAUCACCAACAAAAGAAUACACUUGGUUAUUUACAAACGAGCUUGUUUUUUAAUUUGCCUUGUUUUUCUUUGUUCUUUUUCACCCUUUCUUUUCUUCUCUAUUGCUCAGAUUCUCGCUCACUAUUCCAACUGCUCUACCUCUCUCUAUCUCUACAUCUCUCUCUCCAGGUACAGCCAUGUCUGGAUUCUUUCUGCCUGUGUUGUUGCUUUUCCCUUUGGUGGCCUCUGUCCCCUCCCCCUCUAGGGUGCCGCCCAGGUACUGCCGCAGGUGCUGUGAUCACUUAGACCCACCCCUAAGCCCCUCCUCUCGGCCCGUGACCUAUCAGACACCAGAGGUUCGCACAUUUAUUAACAUGACCAUUCUCAAAGGAGAUAAAGGAGAUCGUGGGGAGAGGGGCACUCCUGGCAAGGCAGGAGCAGAAGGCCCUCCAGGCUCCAGGGGCACCAUGGGCCCUAAAGGCAGCAAAGGCCAGGCAGGAGUGCCCGGAGACCCCUGCAAGAAGCACCAGUCGGCCUUCUCCGUGGGCAGACGCAAGGCCCUCCACAGCGUGGACUACUACCAGGCGCUACUCUUUGACACCGUCUUCGUCAACAUGGACGAGCACUUCAACAUGUUCAAGGGCAAGUUCCACUGUUAUGUGCCGGGCAUCUACUUCUUCAACGUCAACAUCCACACGUGGAACUUCAAGGAGACGUACCUGCACGUGAUGCACAACGAGCGAGAGCAGGUGAUCCUGUACGCGCAGCCCAGUGACCGCUCCAUCAUGCAGAGCCAGAGCGUCAUGCUCCGGCUAGAGCUGGCCGAUGAGGUCUGGGUGCGCCUCUACAAGCGCGAGCGGGAGAACGCCGUCUACAGCGACGACGUUGAUGUCUACAUCACCUUCAGCGGCUACCUGGUGGCUCCCGUGGAAUAGCGGCCGCGGGAAGAACUCGCCGACCGUGGUUUCUUUCAGGGUCUCUCAGGGAAGACGUGGGUGGAUGGUGCUCUCUGGAGAGGACGACAACAACGUAACGCUAAAUCUUUCAUUAGGAACAUUUCGCUGCCAAUGACAUGAUAGCCAUACUGGUGCUAAACAAGGUUGCCUUUCUUUUUUGGGUUUAUUGCUGUGCCUUUUUAGCUUCCUAAAUGUUUUUAUCCCAAUAACAUUCACAUUAGGUACAUUACUUUUGAAGACCCUAUAAUGAUUUUAUGAGUGUAAACAAUAUAGAAUUGGUUAGGACUGUCCAUUGAUACUAGUAGAUCAGGUGGGCUUCUUCAUUGCACACUUCCUCAGUUGCCUGGGGGCAGUUUCGCUAGAACAUAAAUCAGUCUUACAUCAGCAUUUGUCCUGGACCACCAAGCUGGCUGGGUGUCUAGAAACAGUCUGAGUGUGCAUGUGUGUGUGUGUGCCAGUGAUCACAGCUGGGUCUGCACCCUGACUGUCACUACCGCUCAUUACACAGUAACAGGGAUUAAGGCUCACAUAGCAGUCAAUGAGACAGCACUUGGGUAAUGACUACAGACUAACCUGGCCCUUCUGGCUGUCUGUUGACAUCCUUGAGAAGUCCAGUUUGGAAAAAAGGGGAAAAAAACCCCAAAUUGUUUAUAUACACCCAGUAUGAGUUUUUUGAUUGGAACAUGGAAAAAAUGAAAAAGUCAGACUUUGGCAAAGAACCAACACAGUGAAAUGUGUGUGAAAAGCACCAAGGCUCUGGUGUGUAUAUAGCCAACCAGUGAUACUGAUUGGAGUUGAAGACAGAAAUGAGGCGUGAGGGCUAAGACAGGCCAAGCAUCAGUCUGUGGUAGGAAACCCAGCUGGACUAGAGCUGCUGUUUUUACAGAGAGAGAGAGGGAGAGAGAGAGAGAGAGAGAGAGAGAGAGAGAGAGAGAGAGAGAUAGAGAGAGAGAGAGAGAGAGAGAGAGAAUUUUUUGUUAGAUUGAUUCUUCUUAGGUAAGAAAUAAAUCAUGUGUGAUCCUCUUCCUUAAAAGCACUUGAGUGGACACCUAACAGCAUAGUAUGCUAUUUUUGGUGCCAGUAAGGGUCACUAAUACAGCCAAGAAUAGUAGAUGAAUGUCAAAAACCUUCCUGGGAUAAAUGUAUAUUUGCUAUUAAAGAUAUUUUUUGCCAUCUCUAAUGCCAUCUCUAAUAGAGGAGGCUGCUCAUAGCUUGAGUUAAUUCAAUACUAAUGUUAUGGCAGCAUGAACACUUAACAGAGGGUUGUAAGAAUGUUACCGUGAGACAGGACCACUUAUGCAGGACUGAGAACUCCCUCUGUUUGGAUCUUGUUAAAAUCAACCCUCUAGCUGCAGUGUACAGUAGCUGUGGACUUACUGGCCCUUGUGGAAGAUUCUGAUGAUGGCGUCUUUAUGGCGUCUCUGGCUAGAGAUAGUUACAUCUGUGCGUUUAACCCUGGUUUCUGUGUGGCCUUGAUAUCUGGAUUGUAGUACCACCCUGAGGUCAAAUGUAAUGUUUGCUUAUUUGGCAUCUUAUCCUGCAGAUGUCAUACAGGAACACAGGCUGUUCUGUCUCCACAGGCUGUUCUGUCUCCACAGGCUUAGCUUAGCUAAGUCUGUUUUAGCUUGUGAUCUAUGGUGCAAACACCAUUCCAUUAAACAGCACAGUGCUACUUCCAGUCAUGUAGCCAAAUCUGGCAUCAAGCUUUGUAAGGUGAUUCGACAGCCAAAGCUUGACUCAGAACAAAGCAACUAUUGGCUGAACUAAGCACGUCGCCAUGCCAACUUUAAUCAUACCCAGUUUCAAAUACAAGUGAAUACUUUGCAGAUGGACACACACUGGGCUCUAAUACAUUCACUCAAGGGUUUUUUAUUCAUUUCUUUGUCCCUGCCAUUGAAAUCUGCCACUGUCGAGCACAAUCCUCUUCCAUUCUGCUUACACUGCGUCCAAACCAGAUGCCACUGUGGACCUCAUGAGGGUCGGAAUCAAAGCUGCCAUCAAACAUCAGCGCUAAAAGGAACUUCAAGGCUGAGUUAAUAUUUUCUUCCCUGUGAUCAGGCCUCUCUUUAUAAAAAAGCUUUUAUUUUGUAGUGCAUUACUUUGGUAUGACCUACUGCCACCAAGUGACAGCGUCUGGAUCUGAUUACCAGCCUGGCAAACUAGACUUUCCUCAUCAUUUUCCAGGGAAUACACAUGUCAGCUAUUAAAAUUAUAUCAUCAUGUUUGCAAUUACCCAAGUCCAGUGUUAUUAAAACAGGGACUUAAACACUAGCCUAUUUUUACAGGGUUGUCUAAUAUUUGGUUCUAAAAUUGGUGCUGCAUUAUAAAUAACAGGUGCUAAAUUGCAGGUUUACUGUUAAAAGUGCACUUUUGUUUAUGUGAAUAAACAUAUUGCUUGUAUUAUGUAAAUAAUGUAUGUUUUUUAUGUUCAAAAUAUUAUAUUAAAUUCAGCAGCAAAGUAAA